UUAGUUCCAGGGUGGAUUUUUCCAUUUUUCCUCCCAGUUUGCAAUAGUGGUGAUUGUGAACACAUCGACGAUUUUUAUAUAAAUCUAAAGAAUAGUUACAUUUAGUGGUUGUACAGGAUGGUGCCAAAAUCUUUUUGGUUUGUUUUGAGCUUGAAGAAUGGGGCUGCUAUUAUGGCUGCUUCGAAUAUGAUAUUCGCAUUGACAGCUAUUAUUGGAGCCAGCGUCGAGCUUUUCAGAGUGGAAAAACAAGAGUAUGAACUUUACCUCAUCGUUGCAGUGGUCAUGGGAUUCUUCAAUCUCUUCAUUGCAGGGAUAAUCACGAUAGCACUCAUUGCGGGGAACGAAAGGUACGUCCUGCUCUACAUCUUGCUGGAGUUUUCGAAUCUAUUCAUCAUCACGAUCUUUGCCGGAAUUAACAUAUUCGAAUACAGGUCGCUGUAUUUGGGAAUUUUGUUUGUAGUGUGUCUGUUUUUAUGGUAUGGACUCUACUGCAUGUACGGCUUCUACGCAGAGCUGGCAGAAUACAACUCUGUAAAAUCCGGGGUGAUAGAAAUCACCUGCAACACCAAUAUAAACCCGAUAGCUUUUCCAGAAAAGGCGGUUGAAAGCACCGCUGUUUAGAAGAUGUCUACUUUGAAUUAUUGUGUUCAUGUAUAUAUAGUUCUAUGUACGUUUUCCUCA
Messenger RNA from Leptinotarsa decemlineata (Colorado potato beetle), 681 nucleotides. RefSeq lists its product as uncharacterized. Lineage: Eukaryota; Metazoa; Arthropoda; Insecta; Coleoptera; Chrysomelidae. The record is from RefSeq and is a predicted model, not a curated record.